GCAUCGCGAAAGGCCGCCGCGAUGCACCAUGACGACGACGAUCGAUGGAGCCUGCCGCAAGUGAAAAAGCUCCUGGACUCGCAAGAGGUCAAUGCGCGGAAUUCUUUGACCGGCCGUGCGGUGCUACAUGAAGCUUGUAUCCGUGGCCUGAAAGACGUUGUCCUGUACUUGCUCGACAAUGCGGACUGCGACGUCGAAGGAUGCGCUACUCCGCUGCACCUUGCGGUGCACGCAAGCAAUCGAAGCAUCGUGUUUCUGUUGUUGUCCUACGGCGCGAAUCCGAACGCACGAGAUAGGUUUGGAUCGUCGCCGCUGCAUUAUUGUACCAAGCGAAGCGUGGCCGUCCAUUUGAUUCAGUUUGGUGGGCGUGUGCUAGCUGCAAACAAGAAGCGCAAGACGGCAGCGGCUCUGAUUCAGUCCAACGUCGACGCUGAAACGGCGCUCAAGGUCUACACGGACGAAAUCGUCGAGGCCGAAUACAAUGCUCGCAAGCACAGUCACCCCCGCCACCACCACCCUCAGCGCUAG
This is a messenger RNA of Aphanomyces invadans, 528 nucleotides long. RefSeq lists its product as hypothetical. The record is from RefSeq and is a predicted model, not a curated record. The coding region runs from base 22 to 528 and encodes 168 amino acids. The transcript is spliced from 4 exons. Gene Ontology annotation, molecular function: protein binding. Lineage: Eukaryota; Oomycota; Saprolegniomycetes; Saprolegniales; Verrucalvaceae.